Molecule: messenger RNA, 2031 nt
Organism: Diorhabda sublineata
Lineage: Eukaryota; Metazoa; Arthropoda; Insecta; Coleoptera; Chrysomelidae
Exons: 4
Coding region: 184-1290 (368 amino acids)
Source: RefSeq, a predicted model, not a curated record
GAGUAGUUAGGUCCACCACAAGUGACACACUUUUCUCUUGGCUUUGCGUCAAGAUCAAACAAUCCUUGAAAUUUCUGCAUCGCGCUGGCGCUAGGCGACUGUAUCGAUUACAGGGUUCGCAUCGUAGCUGGCGUAUAAAUCCGCUUAACAAUGAAAAUCAUCUGAAACGAAAGUGUUUCUCUAAUGCGGCAUGCGAAAAUUUUCUCUAAUUGUGUCGGUGUUUCAAUACAGAAUAAAAUGACGACUGACGGUGAUAAAUGUGAACAAUUGACGCCACAGACGCCGGUUUUGAGCGUUGCUUGCAGGAUUUUAAGAUCGCCUAGUCACGAGAGUGUCACUACGGACUUGUCGCUGUUUUCGGUUUCUUCUGCCGCAUCGGAUGCUCACGGCGGCAGGAGACUACUAAAUUUUCAUAAAUGUGAGGGACAAUUCGUUAGGGGACAUAGUCCUAAUCCCGAAAAUAGGAAUCAAAACAGACCAGCCGAUAUACCUGAAAUUUUAUGGUUCGAAGAAGAGACUGAAUUAAUUCGUAGUUGCGCCGCCUUAUCCUCGGCCGUUGGUCUUCAAAAAAGUUUCAGUACGUCUGAUAUUAGCCAAUUACCUUCCCCUGAUGACGGACCAACGGUUCCCGGACUCCGAAACGCCGUUUCGGAGCUAGCACUGAAUUCCUUACAGAGAUCAGGUUUUAUAUUGGAGAAUGCUAGACUCGAUCAAACUUCAAGGUCUUGUUCUACGUGGGUCGCCGUAGGUGACAUCGCUUCCACUUCUCAGUUGCCUUCUCCACAUGGUGGACAGUCCACGUCAAACGCGCAACAAAAAGCGGGUACUCCACCUCCGCCAGCUUUUACCGCUGCUGAUUUCAUUCGAUCUGUCAAUAAAAAGGUUCGUCAGAACUACAUAAGGAGACGUCUAUUAACGACAUACAAAGCCAUUGAACGCCUUUCUCAAAGUGAAUUCAACCUGGAUAGAUUAGAAGUAACUCCAUCGACGGUAACGGCUAGCUUAGGAACAGAAGUAGCACCUAGCAAUUCACAAGCGGCUCCAUCCCGCCUUGUUGUGCCAGGAUCAAGUCCUACACCGAGCAAAAGCCCCACAAUAACCCCUUCUAAUAGUACAAACGCGGCAGUGCUAAGAGUCGUUAAGCAACGAGCCGGAAAAAAUCUACCGUUAACUAUAAGGGACGUCGAAAGGGAAAGGGGGAAACCCUUAUCAAAAUACGAAAGAAAUAUGAUGAUAUUCAAUUGGUUACAUACUUUGGAUGAUACUGCGUACGUGGAAGGUAUACAAUAAUUUGAUAUUGUUUGAUGUAGCUUAAAUUACAGUAUAUUUUGAGUUAAGAUUCGAAAUCAAAGAUUCUUUAUACCAAACUUGGUGAAGAGAAAUUAAUUUUUUUGUGUUAUUCGUCAUCGUAAUUUUGUUAUGCUUCUGAUUCGUACCGUUUUCAUUUAGUUAUAUUUUACUCUACUGUGUUAUGUCACUUUGGUGUUACAAUUAUUUGCAAAUCUUUUCCUUUUUAGGCUCCAAUACAUUUGUGUCGAUUCCACACGGUUCUUUCUUCCUAUCUUUUUCGAUUGCCUAUCUAUAUUCCUGUCGCAAUUUCUCUUAAUCUCUACAUCUAAUUCCUAAUUGUUGAUCUCAAUAUCUAUCUCUGUCUAUUUUCUAAAUUGUUGACUAUUUGUAAUUUUCAUCGAUACAAUUUCUUCGUGUUUACAUGAACCGUCUUUCUAAGUUGUGUUUUUAUUAUACACUUCUUACUAAAUGUGAAAUGUUAUUGAAGUUCCUCACUGACUUUAAAUUUAUUAUUUAUCUAUGUGAUAAUGGCAUUCAAAUAUGAACGUAAGUCUGAAGUUGUAUAUUUUUUUGUGAUCGGAUUUUACAUUUUUUUUAAGUUAUGUUCUAUCUAUAACUUAUACUCUAUAUUAUUUAUAUGAAAUGUUUGUAAAAAUAAAAAAAAACAAAUUCUCAUUACCUGAUGUUUGAUAUUUGUUAAUUGUAAAUCAUAUCAAAUAAAAUCGUUUUUAUUCAUAAAAA